Messenger RNA from Notodromas monacha, 2972 nucleotides. Lineage: Eukaryota; Metazoa; Arthropoda; Ostracoda; Podocopida; Cyprididae. The record is from the annotation of a GenBank genome assembly.
ACCCUGGACAAGUUCGGCUUCCGAGGAGAAGCCCUGAGCUCGCUGGCCAACGUGGCCCACCUGUCGGUCGACACGAAAACCCGCGACGACGUCAUGGGUCGCAGUUAUGCCUACGACGCCCGCGGCAACCCGACUUUCCUCAGACACGCAGCAGCCACCGUCGGGACCCAGGUGCACGUCAAGAAUUUAUUCGAGAACCUGCCGGUGCGACGGGAAGCGAAAAGCAGCAGCGAGAAGCGGAAACGAGACGAGUUGAAGCGGUGCGAGGAGGUUGUGGCGGCGGUCGGGGUGGCCCAUCCCGGAGUGGGCCUGACUCUGGUGCACAACAAGCGCGUGGUGUGGAGGAAACCCCGGGUGGGCAGUGUCAAGGACGCCCUGGGGUUGACGCUGGAUGUGGGUGCCAUCAAGUGGCUGGAAAUUACGGCGGCGAAGGGCAGUGGUGUUGGUGAUGAUGAUGAUGAUGAUGACGAAGUGAGGACAAAGGCCUGUGUAAUACUGUGUAAAACAUGGCUGUUGAUCGCGUUUGCCCAGGAUGUGCUCAUGAUCUACGCGGGCCGAGCAGUGGCCGGACUCAGCGUCGGCGUGACGUCCAUGGCUGUGCCAAUUUAUUUGGCGGAAGUGGCGCAGGCGGACAUCCGGGGCCGACUGGGCAUCUUGCCCUCCACCAUCGGCAACUCUGGAGUGAUGUUUAUUUACGUGUUUGGGGCAUUCCUAAACUGGUCCACUUUGGCCAUGGUGUGUUCUAUUGUUCCGGUGCUGUUCUGCAUUGGCAUGGCCUGGGUGCCAGAAACCCCGCGAUGGUACCUGUCUAAAGGUAAAAAGAAGCGGGCUUUCCGAGCACUGCAGUGGCUGCGGCCUGCUGACCACGACGUCGUGGCCGAGAUGCAGGAGAUGGAGGCCCAGCAGGCCAACUCUGCGGCCAUCGCAGGUGGCCCAAAGUUACGCGACCUCAUCUCCCCGCUGAACGCCCGCGCCCUGUUUGUCAGCCUGGGGCUCAUGUUCUUCCAGCAACUCUCCGGCAUCAAUGCCGUCAUCUUCUACACUCUCAAAAUUUUCGAAGCAGCGGGAUCCACGGUCGACAAGGAUUUGUCGACCAUCAUCGUGGGCUCUGUGAACAUCGGCGCCACGUUGCUGUCGAAUGCCGUCGUGGAUCGAUGGGAGACGGAAGAGACUUUGCGGGUGUUUGGAUGGCUCCCUCUGGUGGCGUUUGUGGUCUUCGUGGUUGCCUUCAGCUUCGGGUUCGGGCCGGUGCCCUGGCUCAUGUUGGGCGAGAUUUUCCCGUCCCGGAUCCGCAGUUUGGCAGCCAGUGUCACGGCGGCUUUCAACUGGGCCUGCACUUUCAUUGUCACCAAAAACUUCCAGGGCAUGAUUGAUGGACUGGGCAUCCACGGCGCCUUCUGGCUCUUCGGCUCCAACUGCCUAGUGGCGACAUCUUUCGUCUUCCUCCUCGUUCCCGAAACAAAGGGUCGCACGCUGGAGCAGAUCGAAGAGCGGUUGUCCAAGAGUUCCGGUCGGUACACGUUCACCAAGACCCCCGAACCCGGGCGUGACAAGGCCAAGCGAGAGAAGAAGGCCAAGCGGGAAAGGCAACUCCAACUCGAGGCCCAAUUGCGAGGCUCGCCUGAUGCUGCUGCUGCUGCAACGGCGGAGGCGGUGGACGUGGAGUUGGGAGAGGCGGCGGAAGUGGCGGCAGGUGAGAAUGACGACAGUAGUGUGCCGACGACCGUCGACAGCCGAGUGCAGGACCUGUCGGAAAGUGUAGGCAUUGCUGCUGCUGAGAGUAAGAAGGUGACUGGGCACGAUGAGGAUGCUGACCUGCAGGACUGAAGCGACAUCUAUUAAUUCGAAAUGCGACGGAAUUGAAACAUUGCGGGAUGAUGUCGUUAGAAGACCUUUUAAAGACUUCCAAAUAAGUCCUUAUAACGACGAUCAGCAGUUUUUCCCCUCCAGCAUUCGGAAGAAACGAAAUCAAAAAUCAGGUUCUUUCAACCCAACCUCAUCUUGUUUCUUUUAGUGUUACUAGCAAGUUAUAUUUGUUCGCGUAGAUGUCACUGCAAUCCAUUUUUCUAUACUUGGACUGAGUUCAUCAUCAUUCAACUUUUUCUAGUCUUUUCUGAUGCUCCUUAUUGAUAAAAAGUAUGACAAGAGAGUCAAAAUCAAAAAUUCGGGUUCUUUCUCCCACCUCCUCUCCAUCCAUGGAAUGAGUCAUCUUGAUUGGUCUGUUUACUCUUUGAUUGAGUGGAGGUAGAUGUCGCUGCAAUAUUCAUUUUUUUACCGAAGCUGAGCCAUUUAACCUCAAGAAAACUCAAUACUUACGCGAAGUCUAUGCUCCUUGUGGAAUGUUUCGCCCUUUUUUGUUUCCUCAAAAAUAUGUAAAACCGUGGUUACAUGUUUGCUUUUUUUUUCUGAAAAGUUGGAAAUGAUAUUUCGCUGCUGCUUCAACAAAGGGAAUUUGCUGCAGUUCAGCAGCUUCUGAAAGAAUCCCUAUACAAGCAUUAUUCAUCCUUGAAGAAUUCAAAAUGCUUUCCUCUUGUGUGUUCAAGAAUUGUGUUGAUUUCUCUGCCAUUGAACUAAGAGAGGAAGGUUUCCUAUUCAAAUAAAUGUCGCUUCAAUGCAAUCAAAAAUCUGUGCACUUAUGUAAUCCUUUUUUCUCUACUAUGAGUCUACAGUAUUCCAUUAGGCAAAUUUUAUGCUUAUUAUCCUUUUGCUACUUUGAAAAUUUUUCAUCUAUGUUUUCUUGAAGAAGCUUGGAUUAGAAUAAGGUUACUUUUUAAUCCUGAAAUUCAAUACUGUAAAUGUAAAUUUGCGAGUACUUUGCACUGUUGAAGUAUUUUUCUGCUAGUUGUCGCCUCAAUUUAUUUUCAAAAUGUGUUCUGCCAGACAUUUCCAAGUUACUCACUUUAUUUGAAUAAAAAUUCGAUGAUGCAUUGGAAGAAAAUUAAUUAUUUCAACCCAUGUCAUGGUUUUAGCUA